GAGCCCCAUGAGGGCAGGAGAGUGAUGGAGAGUACGCCCAGCUUCCUGAAGGACACCCCAUCUUGGCAGAAGAUAGCCUCUGAGAAUGGCAUCGUGGGACAGGAGCUGGGUACCUCACUGCAGGAUGGCCUGCGCCACGGGGCACUGUGCCUGGAAGAGCCUGCUCCCUUCUGGAGGGGUGUCCUGAGCACCUCGGACUCCUGGCUGCCCCCUGGUUUCCAUCAGGGUUCCAAGGACGCACUCCCACUGGUGGAGGGCGAGGGCCCUCGGAAUGGGGAGAGGAAGGCCAGCUGGCUGGGUAGCAAGGAAGGGCUGCGUUGGAAGGAAGCGAUGCUUGCCCAUCCACUUGCGUUCUGUGGGCCAGCAUGUCCACCUCGCUAUGGCCCUUUGAUUCCUGAGCAAAGUGGUGGCCAUCCCAAGAGUGACCCUGUGGCCUUCCGGCCCUUGCACUGCCCCUUCCUUUUGGAGACCAAGAUCCUGGAGCGAACUCCCUUCUGGAUGCCCACCUGCUUGCCUCCUUACCUGGUGUCUGGUCUGCCCCCAGAGCGUCCCUGUGAUUGGCCCCUGGCCCCAUACCCUUGGGUCUACUCAGCGGGCCAGCCCAAAGUGCCCUCUGCCUUCAACCUAGGCAGCAAGGGCUUUUACCACAAGGAUCCAGGCAGCAUUCUCAGGCUGGCAAAGGAGCCAGCUGCAUCUGUGGAAGCUGGGGUGUUGGGCUUAGCCCCUGGUGGGCCCCUGCAGAGGGCCGGGGAGGUAGAACGUCCUCUGUUCCAACAGAGAGAUGGAGAGACAGGAGCUAGCAAGCAUCAGAAUCUCUGCCCACUCUUCCUGGGGCAUCCAGACACUGCUCCCCGGACCCCCUGGCCCACCUGUCCCCCAGGCCUCGUUCACACACUUGGGAACAUCUGGGGUAUGCCAGGGAGUGGGAGUCUUGGGUACCAACUGGAACCAACAACCACAUCAAGGUGCCCCUCUCCUGGGCCUCCUACCACCCAGGUGGGCUGUUGUUCAACCCACACACCUAACAAAGAUGAGGGUCUUGGCCAUUGUGGCAAGUGCCAAGAGGGCCUGGAAGGGAGCACCAGCGGGGCAAGUGAAUCCAGUGAUGAAGUGAGCAAGGCCCCUGGUCCCCGGGCCUGCCUGCCCAACCAGCACACCAAGCUGAAGAAGACAUGGCUCACACGACACUCGGAACAGUUUGCAUGCCCAGGGGGCUGCCCAGGGGAUGAGGAGAGCACAACUGGCCAGCUCCGGGCCCUCAAGAGGGCAGGCAGCCCUGAGGUCCAGGGAGCAGUGGGCAGCCCAGCCCCCAAGCGUCCACCUGACCCUUUCCCAGGCAGCAUGGGGCAGGGGGCCAGAGGCUGGCAGGAGUUGCUGAACUCAUCAAUAGGGAACAAGGCGGAGGCAGAACGGCCUGAUGACCAGAGAGGAACGGGAGAUGGCAGGGUCAACCUCCAAGAGGAGGAAAUUCAGGACACACCUUGCACAGCCCACCCGGCCGGUGUCUGUCAGUGUCAAAGCUGUGCUCAAGCAGCUGGAGAGGUGGGAGGACUGGCUGGCUGCUCCCAGCACGUGCGGAGAUUGCCUCUACGAGGAGGAGCGGAGCAACCACCAGAGGACGACUCCACAGCCAGCUCUGAGGAGGGCAGAGGGUGGGGCCCAGAAGCCCAGCUCAGCGUGAGCCUCGCCAAGCACCUGCUGAGUGGUUUAGGGGACCGACUGUGCCGCCUGCUGCGGAGGGAGCGGGAGGUCCUGGCCUGGGCACAGCGAGCAGGCCAGGGUCCAGUCACUACAGAGGACGAUGCAAGUGUUCCGCGCAGCUGCAGCCGUUGCCAGCAUGGACUCUUCAACACCCACUGGAGAUGCCCCCGCUGCAGCCAUCGGCUGUGUGUUGCCUGUGGCCGAGUGGUGGGUGCGGGGAGAGCCAGGGAGAAAGCAGGCUCUCGGGAGCAGUCCACAGAGGAGUGUGUCCAGGAGACUGGGCACAGUGCCUGUUCUUUGAUGCUGACCCAAUUUGUCUCUGGCCAGGCUUUGGCAGAACUGAGCACUGCAAUGCACCAGGUCUGGGUCAAGUAUGACAUUAGGGGGCACUGCCCCUGCCAAGCUGAUGCCAGGGUGUGGGCUCCUGGAGAUGGGGGCCAGCAGAAGGAAUCAGCAGAGAAAACUCCCCCUCAACAACCUGCCUGCAAUGGGGAUACCAACAGGACCAAGGACAUCAAAGAGGAGAUCCCAGAUUCCACAGAGAGCCCAGCAGAGGACCGUGCUGGCCGAGGGCCCCUACCUUGUCCCUCUCUCUGCGAACUGCUGGCCUCCACUGCUGUCAAACUCUGUUUGGGGCAUGAGCGGAUACACAUGGCCUUUGCCCCUGUCACUCCGGCCCUGCCCAGCGAUGAUCGUAUCACCAACAUCCUUGACAGCAUCAUUGCACAGGUAGUGGAGCGGAAGAUCCAGGAGAAAGCCUUGGGGCCAGGGCUUCGGGCUGGGCCAGGCCUACGCAAGGGCCUGGGCCUGCCGCUGUCCCCCGUACGGCCCAGGCUGCCUCCCCCUGGGGCUCUGCUGUGGCUUCAGGAGCCUAGGCCUCGACGUGGCUUCCACCUCUUCCAAGAGCACUGGAGACAGGGCCAGCCUGUGUUGGUGUCAGGGAUUCAGAGGACUUUGCGAGGCAAACUUUGGGGGAUGGAAGCUCUGGGGGCACUGGAAGGACAGGUCCAGGCACUAACACCCCUCGGGCCUCCCCAGUCCACAAGCCUGGGCAGCACAGCAUUCUGGGAGGGAUUCUCCCGGACUGAGAUUCGCCCAAAGUCAGAUGAGGGGUCUGUCCUCCUACUGUGCAGAACUCUGGGGAAGGAGGAUGCUGACAGGGUAGAGAACCUGACUGCCAGCCUGCCACUCCCAGAGUACUGCGCCCCUCAUGGGCAGCUCAACCUGGCUUCCUACCUCCCGCCGGGCCCCACCCUGCAUCAACUGGAGCCUCGGCUCUGGGCAGCCUAUGGUGUCAGCCCACACCGUGGACACCUGGGGACCAAGAACCUAUCUGUGGAGGUGACUGACCUGGUCAGUAUCCUGGUAUACGCUGAAGCACCACUGCCAGCCUGGCACCGGGUACAGAAAGACUUCCUCUCAGGCCUGGACGGAGAGGGGCUGUGGUCUCCAGGCAGCCAGGUCAGCACCGUGUGGCACGUGUUCCGAGCACAGGACGCCCAGCGCAUCCGCCGCUUUCUCCAGAUGGUAUGCCCUGCUGGGGCAGGCACCCUGGAGCCCGGGGUCCCUGGCAGCUGCUACCUCGAUGCCGGGCUGCGGAGGCGGCUGCGGGAAGAGUGGGGUGUGAACUGCUGGACCCUUCUCCAAGCACCUGGAGAGGCUGUGCUGGUGCCUGCAGGGGCCCCCCACCAGGUGCAGGGCCUGGUCAAUACUGUCAGUGUCACUCAGCACUUCCUGUCUCCUGAGACAUCAGCCCUCUCAGCUCAGCUCUGCCACCAGGGACCCAGCCUUCCCCCUGACCGACGCCUGCUUUGUGCCCAGAUGGACUGGGCUGUGUUCCAAGCGGUGAAGGUGGCUGUGGGAACAUUACAAGAGGCUAACAGGGGGAUCCCAGGUGUCUAG
Elephantulus edwardii (Cape elephant shrew) is the source of this 3603-nucleotide messenger RNA. RefSeq names its product hair growth associated (gene HR). The record is from RefSeq and is a predicted model, not a curated record. Bases 25 to 3603 code for a protein of 1192 amino acids. Lineage: Eukaryota; Metazoa; Chordata; Mammalia; Macroscelidea; Macroscelididae. Gene Ontology annotation, biological process: regulation of transcription by RNA polymerase II. The transcript has 18 exons. Gene Ontology annotation, molecular function: transcription coregulator activity; chromatin DNA binding; histone H3K9 demethylase activity. Gene Ontology annotation, cellular component: chromatin; histone deacetylase complex.